UCGAACCAAAAACGAUUCUACCAGCCUGGCAACGUUACUCUAGGAGCCCUGCUUCCUCUUCACGUCAGAACCGCCCAGGAUAAAUGCGGUGAGUUUUACGCUUUCGGCCUUGGAUACACCGAGGCUAUAACUUUUGCAAUCGAACGUAUUAACAAGGAUCCUGAGCUUCUACCCAAUGUGACACUGGGCUUCGACAUUCGAGACUACUGCGACACACCUGUUCUCGCCAUG
This is a messenger RNA of Porites evermanni, 231 nucleotides long. NCBI's taxonomy places the organism in Eukaryota, Metazoa, Cnidaria, Anthozoa, Scleractinia, Poritidae. The record is from the annotation of a GenBank genome assembly.